AGGAUCUGGCCAUGCUUCUAAGAAAUGUUGCGUCAUUUUUCAGUAGUGAAACCAUUUUAUUGAGAAAACAAGUGGGCAACACUGAUUACAAGUUUCCGUACGCAAGUUUGUGGGUAUGUGUGUGCGUGUUAGGGAGAGAUCAAAGGGCAGGCUGUGGUUCGUUAAAAAAUUAAAUGACUUUAAAAAUGAAGAGUAAUUUAAUCUAGUUUGUCAUUGCUUGAUCAAUGACUUUGAGGUUUUGCUGCAGAAGCCCGCAAAGUAACAAGCUUUAGUUAAGUUUGGCCUUAUUGGAAUCACAUUAUGAAUUAGUGGCUAAUAAUAAGCAGCUGUGUGGGAAAUAUUGAAGCCUGUGCAAACGUGCUACAUUUUUAUCAUUUAUCAGAAUACAAAAGCGGAAGUAUUAACAGGAACAGUAUCUUUUCAUCACUGCGUUACUCAAGCUGCAAGAAAUGAUAUAAAGCUGAAUGUCUCCACCUCCACCUGUGUCAUUAUAUAGAGCGUUUUAUCAUUGCGAGCUCACUGAUUGUCUUCAACAUGACCCUCAUCACCUUCUUUCUGCUCUUGCUGGUUUCUCUGCUGCCACACCUGACCUUCAUGGCUCAUGUGGGUAUAGUAAACGGCAGUGUAGCAAAACCUCACUCCAGACCUUACAUGGUUUCUGUUCAGCUGGAUGGUCAACAUAUCUGCGGUGGAUUCCUCAUUACUGAAGAGUUUGUCUUGACUGCUGCACAUUGCUGGAAUGGAGAAGAAAAUCUGACGGUUGUGGUUGGUGCUCACGACUUAAGACAAAGUAUGGCUUCAGAUCGCAUAGAAGUGGAGUCUUACAUCCGCCAUCCAAGCUAUAACUCAAAAUUUAUUUGGAAUGACAUCAUGGUUUUUAAGCUAAAGGAAAGAGUCACACAAAACAGUUCCGUUGGAUGGAUCUCAAUAUCAAAGAAAAAUGAACAUGUCGAUGCAAAUACUCUCUGUAGUGUUGCUGGUUGGGGAUUACUGACUAAUGGCACACUGAGCGAUUGUCUAAUGGAGGCAAAUGUGUAUAUAAUAAGUAACACGGAAUGUAAAAGUAAAUGGGGACGGCACUUCUCAGUGUCGCAGAUGAUGUGCACACGUGGACAUGGUGGAUCCUGCAGAUAUGAUUCAGGAGGUCCUUUGGUUUGUGGAGAUACUGCUGUUGGCAUCACAUCUUUUGGUGACCCUCAUCUCUGUAAUUCACCAAAACAUCCUAAUGUGUAUACGAAUAUUUCAGCAUACCGUCCAUGGAUUGACAGCGUAAUUAAAAAUGGGAAAUUAGAUAACAUCUUUAAUUAUUACAGAGCUUUCUAGAAUACUUCUGAUUGAUCAGCCAUGACAGUCCAAGGUAUGUUAUUCCGAGAUAACAUCCAUUGAAUAACAUAGGCUCAUCUGGGUACUUUCAAUCAUCUUGACCAUCAGUGAAUACAUUCAUAUCAAUAUUUAUAUGCUUGCCUGUCGUGCUGCUGACUGAAUAAAAGUGUAUGCUCCAUUCAGCCAUUUUUGUUUCUCUCAGUUUUGCCUUUAAUCUGAGAUUUAAUAAAGUAUUAUGGUUCAGAACAAAGUUUUGUGUAACUUUUUUUUGUUUUGUGGCAAGUAUCUGUGCAAUAAAUGGCAUAGAUUAGGCGGUUGAGGCAGUUGUUUUCGCAGAGUAAAACCUUCAACAGUGCUUCUUUGCUGAUAAGCCAGUGGGCUUUAUUCUGUUAUAACAACCACCUGGAUGUACUUUAUCUCUUACAUAUUGUGUCAUUAAAGUAUCACAUGCUAAACUCAUAUCCAAG
Molecule: messenger RNA, 1790 nt
Organism: Danio rerio (zebrafish)
Lineage: Eukaryota; Metazoa; Chordata; Actinopteri; Cypriniformes; Danionidae
Source: RefSeq, a predicted model, not a curated record